AUGACAGAAAAUGUGCCGUCCAAUUAUAUUCAGCUUGGGUCACCUGUAGUCUCAAAUGUUGCACAAACCUCCAGUAAUAGUUAUUUGCAUUCUACUAUUGAAAAAGAGAAAACGAGAUCACUAAUAUUAGGGAUUCGUUAUUCACCUUUUCGUAAUCAAGUGGCAUAUUAUGACAUAGGAGAUCUAGUUUUUAAAUGCCAACAUUGUAAUGCACUCUUUUGGGAUGAUGAAAAAUUGAGCAAUGGGAAAGUCAAUGGUGGGCCAAGAUAUUCAGGUAGUUUGUUACCUGUUGAUGGAAAUAAACCAAAAUUUGCACAACUUUAUAUCCAUGACCCCGAAAACGAGAUUACAAAUCGACUUCAAUCUGUUAGGGGUAGUAAUGAUAUCAAAGAAUUGCAUGAAGAUAUUGUUUCUGAUCUUCAAAUAGCAUUGGAUGAGAAUAAUGUUCUGGUUAAAUCAUUUCGGAUGGCUAGAGAUGCAAUACUCAAAAAUGAAAGAGUUGAUGUCAAAAUGAAAUUGAUUGGGAAGCGCAUCCAAGAUCCUCAAACAUACAAUUUAACGAGUGUUUCUGAGGUUGCUGCUAUAAUUGUAGGUGAUUUGGAUCCAACAUUGGGUGAACGAGAUAUAUUGAUCGAAACAAAGUCAGGCGUGCUUAAGAGAAUUAGCGAACUUAAUCCAGCAUAUCUUCCCCUGCAGUAUCCAAUUCUGGUCCCAUACGGUGAAGAUGGUUAUAGAGAGGAUAUUCCUUUUCAUGUUGAAAGAAAUAUUCACAAUGGAGCAAGGCAUAGUGUUUCUCUUAGAGAAUACUUAUCAUUUCGAAUUCAUGAACGGGUUAAUGAGAUUUCUACUUUUUUGUACGCUAAAAGGUUAUUCCAACAAUUUUUAGUGGAUGGGUAUACGAUGGUAGAAUCUGGGAGAUUGCUUUAUAUUCGCACACAUCAACAGAGCCUGCGUUGUGGAUCAUAUAAAGGAUUGUUUGAUGCAUUGACGCGUGGGGAACUUGAUUCGCGUAGCCAAGGUCGACGGAUUGUAUUGCCUUCUAGCUUUACUGGUGGUGCACGGUAUAUGGUUCAAAAUUACCAAGAUGCAAUGGCAAUUUGUGCUUGGAUUGGUUAUCCAAAUAUAUUCAUUACCUUUACAUGCAAUCCAAAGUGGCCAGAAAUACAAAGGUUUUUAAAUAGGCGUAACUUGAAUGCUGAGGAUCGCCCAGAUAUUAUGUGUCGCGUCUUUAAAAUGAAAUUGGGGGCUUUGAUCAAAGAACUACGUUCUGGAACUGUUUUUGGUAAAAUUGUUGCUGUGGAAUUCCAGAAGCGAGGCUUGCCACAUGCACACAUACUCCUCUUUGUUGAUCGUGCUCAGGCAUCUAAUUUGGCUGACAAUGUUGAUUCUAUUAUCUCUGCAGAGAUUCCCAAUAAAGGCAGUGAUACGGAGUAUUACACUGCUAUAGGAGAAUUUAUGAUCCAUGGUCCGUGUGGUUUGGUUAAUAAAAAAUCUCCGUGCAUGAUUCAGGGGCGUUGCUCAAAACACUUUCCUAAGAAAUUUGUAGAAUCUUCGGUGUUUGAUUGCAAUGGAUAUCCUAUUUAUAGACGUAGAGAUGAUGGUAAUACAGUUCUUAAAAGUGGUGUUGAAUUGGAUAAUAGAUUUGUUGUGCCCCACAAUAGAUAUUUGUUGAUGAGAUAUAGAGCGCACAUUAAUGUAGAGUGGUGUAACCAGUCUCGCUCUAUCAAGUAUUUGUUUAAAUAUGUUAACAAAGGUAAUGAUCGAGUAACUGCACAAUUUUAUAAGAGCACUGAAAGUGAGGAACAUGGUGCAGUUAUUGAUGAGAUUAAUAUGUAUUAUGAUUGUCGGUACAUUUCUCCUUGCGAAGCUGCAUGGCGUUUGUUCAGUUUUGACAUCCAAUUUCGCAAUCCAUCAGUUGAGCGGUUGAGCUUCCACUUGCCUAAUGAGCAAAGCAUUGUAUUUGAUGAUGAUGUUUCUGUUGCAGCGAUCCUUGAAAGGCCAACAAUUAAGAAUAGUAUGUUCCUCGCAUGGUUUGAAGCUAAUAAGCGAUAUCAUAAUGCUAGAAUGUUGACUUAUAGAGAAAUGCCCAAUUCUUUUGUGUGGAAUAAAAAGGAACGUGAAUGGCAGCCGAGGAAAAGAGGAUUUUCUAUAGGUCGGAUGUUCUAUGUGCCACCUGGUACUGGUGAGAUUUUUUACCUUAGGUGUUUAUUAAAUUGUGUUCGUUGCCCGACCUCUUUUCAAGACAUUCGUACUGUUAAUGGUAUUGAAUAUUUGAGCUUCCGGGAUGCAUGUUAUGCUCGUGGAUUGAUUUCAGAUGAAAAAGAGUAUGUUGAGGCAAUAGUUGAAGCUAGCCAAUGGUCAACUCCCACUGCUCUGCGUCGGCUAUUUGUAACCCUUCUCAACUCAAACUCAAUUUGCCAUCCUGAGAAAAUUUGGCAUGUAGUUUGGCCUCACCUAUGUGAUGAUGCUGAAUAUACACAACGCCGCAUUCUAAAUAAUUCAGAUUUAGUUCUAUCAGAGAGCGCGAAGCAAAACUACGGAUUGGUUGAGUUGGACAAACUAUUGUCUGCUUGGAGCAAGGGUUUGAGUUCUUAUCCGAGUAUGCCGGUUCCAGACAUGUCUUCCGCACACGUGUCUGGCAAUCGUUUACUGCUUGAAGAGUUAUCUUACGAUUGUCUUUUGUUGGCUAAUGAACACGAGGACUUGGUUCGAAAACUUACUGCUGAACAAAAAUAUGUUUAUGACACUGUUUUGGCUUCAGUUUCAAAUCCCAAUGGAGGGUUGUUUUUUGUUUAUGGAUACGGUGGUACUGGGAAAACAAUCGUGUGGAAGACGCUGUCUGCUGCUUUACGCUCAAAGCGUCAGAUCGUUCUGAAUGUGGCUUCAAGUGGGAUUGCUUCGUUAUUGAUGCCUGGUGGUCGUACAGCACACUCAAGGUUUGCUAUACCAAUUGUUGUUAAUGAAGAUUCGACCUGCAAUAUAUCGCAAGGGAGUGAUUUAGCCGAGCUAAUCACUAAAUGCAGUUUAAUCAUUUGGGACGAAGCACCUAUGAUGCAUAAGCAUUGCUUCGAAGCUUUGGAUAAGACGAUGCGAGAUCUGUUGAGGUUUUCAAAUCCUUUGAGUUCUACUUUGCCAUUUGGAGGGAAAACAGUUGUCCUUAGUGGUGAUUUUCGUCAAAUAUUACCUGUUAUACCAAAGGGUAGUAGGCAACAAAUUGUUGGUGCGAGCAUCAAUUCUUCUUAUCUCUGGCAUCACUGUAAAGUUUUGCGACUAACUAAGAAUUUGAGGUUGAAGGGUGCAACUUCGGAUGAAGAAAUGAGAAUGCUAUCCGAUUUUAGUAAUUGGAUUGCUGGAAUAGGUGAUGGAAAUGUUGGUGAACAAAAUGAUGGCUAUGCAGAGGUCCAAAUUCCACCUGAAAAUAUCUUGAAUCCAAAUUCUGAUCCAAUCCAAGCGAUUGUCGACAGUACAUUUCCUAUGUUUCGUGAAAAUCAGAAUGACAACAAUUAUUUGCUUGGCCGUGCCAUUUUAGCACCAACUCUUGAGAUUGUUGAUGAGGUUAAUGAAUACAUGAGUAGUCUGAAUGUUGCAGCAUGUAGAACAUAUUACAGUUCCGAUUCAAUCUGCCCAACUGAAAACACCAAUGAGACAAUUGCUAGCCUACACACACCUGAGCUACUAAAUGGCUUGAAAUGUUCUGGUUUACCUAAUCAUACCUUGACUCUGAAAGUUGGAUCUCCAGUCAUGUUACUGCGAAAUAUAGAUCAUUCAGCUGGAUUAUGCAAUGGGACAAGGUUAAUUGUUUCAAAACUAGCUGAUCAUGUGUUGGAAGCUAAGGUGCUAUUUGGAACAAAUGCAGGUUGGCACAAUGUAGAUAAAGAACUUAAAGAUAUAAUUUGGAACGAUGUUAAGGGACAAUUUUCCAUUGAAGAUGAUCCAAAGAGGAAGAUAGUAAUGAGAAUUGCAUCAACGCGAUGGAGAGAUUUCAAAAGUAUGUUGAAGCGUGAGCAUCUUGACAAUAAGCAUAAACUCUAUGAAUCUCCCGUUCAACUCUAUGAUUACUUGAGUGAAGCGCAAUGGACACAGUUUGUUGCACAUCGCCACAGUGAGGAGUUCCAGGUGUUGAGUCAGGAAUGCAAUGAGCAUUCACACUUCUUACUUCCUAGCUCGUCAUUACUGUCCAGUGAUCGCAGUUUUGAUUGGGUACGCGCAAAACUUCAGAAGUCAGAAGAAGGAAGUUAUUACAUUCCAAAUGAGAAAACAGAUGAGGUGUUUCAUAAAAUUAUAGAAAAAUGUGAUGAAGUUAGUCAAGGCACAUUUCAACCGAACAGAUAUGAUGACAUAUUGACAUCGGCUCUUGAUACAUCAUAG
Messenger RNA from Ipomoea triloba (trilobed morning glory), 4368 nucleotides. RefSeq lists its product as uncharacterized. The transcript is spliced from 12 exons. The record is from RefSeq and is a predicted model, not a curated record. Gene Ontology annotation, biological process: DNA repair; telomere maintenance. Gene Ontology annotation, molecular function: DNA helicase activity. The coding region runs from base 1 to 4368 and encodes 1455 amino acids. NCBI's taxonomy places the organism in Eukaryota, Viridiplantae, Streptophyta, Magnoliopsida, Solanales, Convolvulaceae.